AUGCCAGCUGAAAUUAUACCCAACAAGGAGAAUGGAAUUUGCAACUCGUCAGCGACCGAUUCCCAGAAGCAAGACGGCCCUGAUAACGAUCCGAACGAGCCUCCUUACCCAACAGGUAUUACACUAGGCCUGAUAGUUUUUGCACUGUUCUGCUCAGUCUUCAUUGUAGCCGUUAGCCAGACCGUUUUGGCCACGGCCAUUCCAACAAUUACGAGCGUAUUCAACAGCUCUGAUGAUAUUGCAUGGUAUAGCACAGGAGAACAGAUCACGGCUGUGGCAUUUCAGCUUCCCUUCGGACAGGCCUACUCGCUUUUCAACAACAAAUGGACUUUCUUGGCUUCGGUGCUCAUAUACCUGGUUGGAAGUGCUGUCUGUGGCGCCGCACCUUCAUCAGCCGCAUUGAUUGUUGGGAGAGCAGUCCAGGGAGUUGGAAUGGCGGGAGUGUUCGGUGGUUCAUUUAUCGUCAUUGCUCGCAUCACUCCGCUCCGGAAGCGAAGCCUAUUUGCCGGCUUGUUUGGUGCUGCAUAUGCCAUUGCUAGUGUUGUCGGUCCUGUCAUGGUCAAUCUACCCAUUGGAGCCGUAGUAGUUGCAGUCGUCUUUUUAUGCCUACCCUUGUCUCUGUGCAAAACUUCGACGGAACUGAAGACGUUGGGCCCGCUACAGUUGGCAAAGCGCUUCGACCUUCUUGGCACGAUUCUCUUACUCUCUUCUCUGGUUUGCUUAAUGUUGGCUUUGCAAUGGGGUGGCGGCCAAUACCCCUGGAGCGAUGGCCGUGUCAUUACGGUCCUGGUGGUAUUUGCGAUCACCAUGCUCCCUUGGAUGGUGCUGCAAUACUUCCAGGGUGACAACGCGACAGUACCUCUCAGCGUUGUAAAUCGAAGAUCUGUCGCAUCAUCUAAUUUGUAUUUACUAUUCCUGAACGGAGCGUUCGGAGUUUCCAUCUUCUAUCUGCCUGUUUGGUUCCAAUCGAUCGAGAGCGACAAUGCUGAAGCGUCUGGCUUGAAGCAAUUGGCUCUCUGCAUCAGCACUGCUGUCGGCUCAAUUGUUGCUGGCGGACUGGUCAUGGCCAUUGGCUUUUACAACCCCUUUGUUAUCCUUGGCUCCCUCCUGGUCACAGCUGGUUCUGCACUUCUGAUGACCAUUAGAGCUGACACGGGUCUUGGCAUAUUAAUCGGCGCCCAGAUUUUGGUCGGCACAGGCGUCGGUGUGGGAGCUGAGCAAGCCAACGUGGCUGUCCAGACAGUGCUGCCAAACGAGAUGAUUGCCAAGGGAACAAGCUUAACGCUCUUUACGAGACUUUUAGGAGUUGCCUUGUCUGUCCCUAUCGCCCAAAGUGUUCUCCAACAGGAACUAUCGAAGAAACUUGGCGCCUCUGUUGCAGCAACCAUUUACGGCGACGGCGGAGCAACGCAUAUCAAAGAUAAUCUGCAAAUUAUCUUCGGCAACGGUACUUCCGAGUAUCAGGAUGCCUUGGGUAAGGUCAACAGUGCCUUGACGAGGACUUUCAUGCUCGCCAUGAUUCUUGCUGCCAUCUCAUUCCCUUUUGGUGCCCUCUUGGAAUGGAAGAGCGUCAAGAAGGAAAAGAGGGGAUUUGACGAUGCGAAGGAGAAGAAAUGA
Colletotrichum spaethianum is the source of this 1617-nucleotide messenger RNA. Its product is annotated as efflux pump aflT. The coding region runs from base 1 to 1617 and encodes 538 amino acids. Gene Ontology annotation, molecular function: transmembrane transporter activity. Lineage: Eukaryota; Fungi; Ascomycota; Sordariomycetes; Glomerellales; Glomerellaceae. Gene Ontology annotation, biological process: transmembrane transport. The record is from RefSeq and is a predicted model, not a curated record. The transcript has 4 exons.